AUGCCUCUUGCUGCAAUCAACUUCUUAAUUUCACCCAUUUCCGACAGUCCGUACAGCGUGGUGACGGUCUCUGAUCGAGCGCAGACUCCUUGUGGGUGCGCUCCUGGCUGCCCGGCUGCGUCCAUUCAUUGUCAUUGUGUUUUGUCCCCCUACACUCUACUGCGCCUGCACAAUUCCUCCUUCACAGCCAUUCGGGAGCCGGGAGUUCUUCAGCCUACUGGCAGCCGCUGUGCCGGUCCUGGGCCUGCACGAAAGUCAAUGGAGCCCGGGAUAGUCAACAGCGGUGGUGGCCCACAAGUCUUUGACACCCUACAAGCGUUCGGGGUGGCUAUAGAGCCACCCGAGCGCUUGUACGGAACAGCCAAUGGCCCCUGUUCACACCUGAGCAUUGUUUUGCUUGUCGUCAGCUGCAUGAAGCUUGAAAAAGUUAGAAAUGUUAGACAAGCCCUUCAUGUGAACACUGUGGGUUUCUACAGCACACUAGCACCCUCCAGUGAUGUGGCUGUUCAAUAUAAGCAUGGACUCCCUGUUAUAACAGUCUCCCUGCCAUCGCGGAAUGAACGCUGCCAAUUCACCAUUAAACCCUUCACAACUACAGUGGGAAAGUUCUUAAAGGACAUCCAAAAUGAGGACCAAGGAAUUGAGAAACUGGCUGCAAUAUCCACAGAUGGUGCCAAGUUCUCUUCUUCAACACUGAUGGAUGUCUUACUAAAGAAUGAUUUCCAUCUUGUCAUAAACAAUUCAACAUAUCAUGUCCAGUCUCUCCAGGCAGACAAGCAGCCCAUUCAUGAGUCUGAUGGAUUUGAUCCUGUAAAGUCUUUGAUUCAGGACCUGUAUUCAACAUUGCACUUAGAAGAACUUCAUAUACACAAAGAACACGAGCUGCUACAGAGGAUAGAAGCUAUGAAAGAAGAGCUGCUGCCACUAGAGCAGAUUAAGUUACAUAUAAUGGCUAAAUCAGAGGCCAGGACUAAGAUUCUUUUGUGGACUGGACUGGCAAUUCUGUCUACACAGGGAGGAGCUUUAGGCUAUCUCACCUGGUGGGUUUACUCCUGGGAUAUCAUGGAGCCUGUUACAUAUUUCCUUACAUAUGGAAAUGCCAUUGCCUUCGGUGCAUACUACAUUCUAACCAACAUGGACUAUGUUUAUCCAGAUGCAAGAGACCGUGAGUUCCUGCAUUUCUUCUACAAAAGAGCCAAGAAGCAGCACUUUGAUGUAGACCGAUACAAUCAGCUGAGGAAUCAACUGGCAGAGACGGAAGAAAGUUUAAGACGUCUGCAGAAUCCUCUAAAACUCAAGCUUCCAAUUGAGCAGCUACAAGAGAAAGAAUGACAUGGAAAAUUUUUAUGUAGUUUAGGAAAUUCUUUGUGUUUUAAAUAAUGUUGUAAAUUAAACUGGACCUUUUGACCACUACUUUAAGAGAUUACAAUAAAUGAUUAA
Molecule: messenger RNA, 1440 nt
Organism: Nanorana parkeri
Lineage: Eukaryota; Metazoa; Chordata; Amphibia; Anura; Dicroglossidae
Gene: MCUB
Product: mitochondrial calcium uniporter dominant negative beta subunit
Exons: 10
Coding region: 1-1332 (443 amino acids)
Biological process (GO): mitochondrial calcium ion homeostasis; calcium import into the mitochondrion
Cellular component (GO): uniplex complex; mitochondrial inner membrane
Molecular function (GO): calcium channel inhibitor activity
Source: RefSeq, a predicted model, not a curated record